UUCCAAGCCGAGGGUGACAGUAGCUCUGUGAGAUUAUCAUGAGAGCUGAACAUUUAGAGGCUGGGGUUGGGACACGGUGUUGAAGUAAAGCAGGAGCAGGUGUAAGGAGACAGCAGAGCGAGAGAGUGUGAGAGAGAGAGAGAGAGAGAGAGAGAGAGAGAGAGAGAGAGAGAGAGAGGGAGAGAGAGAGAGAGAGAGAGAGAGAGAGAGAGAGAGAGAGAGAGAGAGAGAGAGAGAGAGAGAAAGAGAAACAGGGUUGAAGUUGGACAGACGACACAAUCGGCUUCAGGUAAACGCACUGUCUCUUCUGUCUAAAGACUUCCCACUGGAGCCACCAAAUCCUUUAACCGAUGGCAACAGUCCAGGCCUUGCCUUUGACCCAACAUCCCAGCAAGAGCAUCAGUGCCAUUUACCCAUCAUCCUCUCUGGCAUCUGCUGACUGCGUCAUGGGUAGCGUUGGCAGUCUGAUAGAAAAACACGACGUAGCACCCACCAAAGGUAACAAAGCUGUUCCUCAGGUCCCACACCGGCAGAGCAAAGGGCAGAACAGGAAGGGCUUCAGCCAGCGAGAGCUGCUGAACUACCUGAACAUUACCAAGGAGCCGAAAGCAGGCAAGCACAUCGUCUUCGGCAGCUCGUCUAUCAAGAGGGAGCAUUCCAAAGAGGAGGAGAACCUCUACACCAAGGUUUAUCAUAAAGACGGCAAAGAGGUUGACUUGGGGAAGAAUUCUCUCCCGAUACGUGGCAAAUUUGACAAGCCUCGUUUAAGGUCGUCCGCCUUUAAGCCAGUGACACCAAAGAGCUUUAGCUCCGUGCAGAACCUUUACCCGUCCAAGUCCGAGGAACUGAUGAACGACAAGCACUUGUUCUAUUCCAAGACGACAUCCAAAUCUCUAUCCACGUCGUCCUCUUCCUCUUCUCCUUCACGGGUGGGUACCAGCGCCAACAAGGGUGUCCUGGCAGUGCCCCAUGAAGAGGAGACAGCCUCAGACUCUGGUCAUAACUCAGUGAGCAGCCUGCCAUCGUACCGCCCUCCAUUCCGCCCCCACCUGGGGCAAAUCAGUGCCUCCAUGGGACAUAUCGAGCACAUUGGCUCCCUCGAGCGGACCUCAGCAGGCAUGGUAGGUGUCUGUGCUCUAAGUACGGCACCAGAGUCCUACGAGCUCUCACACUCUCUGGAGGACGUAGUGAAAGACCUGGAAGAGCGACUGCAGGAGAAGGAGCAUGAGCUUUGGCAGAUGCGGAGGAAUCUGGAUGAGAGUGAGGAUGCCAUCGCACAGGUUAGCGUUCACAAGCAGGAGGUGUUUGAGGGGAAGCAGCGUCUGUGGGAGAAGGAGGUAUCGGAGCUGAAGCAGCUCUACACAACUAAGCUGCGUCAAGUAUCCCAGCAUUCUCAGCGCUCCCAGCGUGCCCUGCAGCUACAGCUCUACAAGGCUCAGCACGAGCGUAGCCGAGCACAGGACGAAGUGAACACGCUGCGUCGCAAAUAUCAGAGCCUGCAGAAACAGGGCGGGGUUGGGCGGAGCCAGGAGCUUCAACCGCAGCUUGAGGAGACCCAAUGGGAGGUGUGUCAGAAAGCAGGUGAGAUCUCCUUGCUGAAGCAGCAGCUCAAAGACUCCCAGGCCGAGGUUACUCAAAAGCUCAGUGAGAUCUUCCUGCUGAAGACACAGCUGAGAGAGGUACGUCAGGAACUGAGCACCAAAGACGGCCAGCUGGACACGCUGCAAGUGGCACUACAGACCGCACUCCGCAAGUGUUCUCUGGGGAAAUCGGUGCAGAACCUGACCUCCAACCAGACCCCAGGCGAGGACAGCAAGUCGAGCAGCGCCACAGAAGAGCGUCUCCGUGCCGAACUGUUGCUGGAGCGCCGUCAGAACGAAGCCCAGGCCUCAGCCUUUGAUGCCGAGCGUAGCACGUGGCAGCUGGAAAAGGAGAAGGUGCUUCGCUAUCAGAGGGAGCUGCAGGCCAGCUAUCUGGAAAUGUUUCACAAAAAUGAGAGCCUGGAGAGAGAACUGCAGCAGCUCAGAGGAGACGGGGCUGGAGCUGUGGUGGGCGGAGCUCAAGCAGAGCCCUCGGGUCUUCCCUGGAUUGAAAGGAUUGAGUCUUCUGAAAUCUGAAUAUAUAUAUAUACACACAUGAUAUAUACUGUAUGGAUCUCUAAUAUAUGUAAAUGUGAAUAUCAGAAUAUAUGUACAAAAAAGACUGAUGGAGCGAAACGAUAAAUGCAAUGCUUUUCUUUUUUUUCUUUUUUUUUUAAACAUUUGUAUUCAUAUUUAUGUAAAUGUGUGAAAUCUCAUUUGUGGAAAAAUACAGAUGAUUAUUCUGUGUGUAAGUGAGUAACAGAUGGGUUCUGAUUUUUAAAAAAAAAAGGAUUUGGGGAAGAAGUUUUCUCAUAAGACUUAAAACAUCUUGUAAAUAGAAUGCUGGUUUAUUAGAUCCAUUUUUUUUACUGUAUUUUCCAGAGGAUUCGACUUUCCAGUUCUUUUCAAGCUGGGUUUGGAUGAUCGACAUUUUGUGAUUUAAAAGUGGUUUGACUGAAUGAAAUGUGUGUAAUUUACCCCAAAUAAUCACCCAAAUCCUGGAUUCCACAACAUGAGCCGGAUGUACAUCAGCUGACACACAAUAAAACCCCCAUCAUGACUUAGCA
Tachysurus fulvidraco (yellow catfish) is the source of this 2647-nucleotide messenger RNA. It is a transcript of the gene n4bp3, whose product is annotated as NEDD4 binding protein 3. The record is from RefSeq and is a predicted model, not a curated record. Gene Ontology annotation, cellular component: cytoplasmic vesicle. The coding region runs from base 351 to 2117 and encodes 588 amino acids. Lineage: Eukaryota; Metazoa; Chordata; Actinopteri; Siluriformes; Bagridae. The transcript has 6 exons.